GCCGCUAUCGAAAUCAAUCGCGAAAUCGACCCCUCCGCUCCGUGCCUGAAGGGACCCGACCCAAAGCCCGCGCCGCGAUUCCCAACUCCGCGACCCUUCCCCGUUCCCCGCCGUCCGUCUGGUAACAAUUCACGACACAUCCCCAGCCAGAGUUUUGCUUGGUACCCUCGGCCAGCCCCGAUCCCAUCGCCAAAAUGUGUUCUCCCACCACCACCCCCGAAAACAACAACGACCACCUAGUCCAAUCCUCCGACCCGAACCACCCCGCCAACCUCAUCCCCGCCCUCUGCGCCAAGUUCUGGACUCUCGGCUGGGUGACCGGCACAGGCGGCGGCGCCUCCAUCCGAUCCGAUGACCUCGUCUACCUCGCCCCCUCGGGCGUCCAAAAGGAGCUCAUGAAGCCCGACGACAUCUACGUCCUGUCCUUAGCCGCCCAGGCACAAUCGCUCGACAAGCGCCAACGCGUCUACCUCCGCUCGCCAGCCAACUACAAGCCCUCGCAGUGCACGCCCUUGUUUCUGGCGGCGUUCACCAAGCGCAAUGCGGGCUGUUGUAUCCAUACGCACUCGCAUUGGGCGGUGCUGGUUACGUUGAUUCUGGAGACGCAGGGCGCGGGCAAGGACAAGGAGUUUAUGAUCAACAAUAUUGAGCAGAUCAAGGGGUUCGGAAAGGGGUUUGGCAAGAGUGGGAAUUUGGGAUAUCAUGAUACGUUGAAGAUCCCGGUGAUUGAGAAUACGGCGCAUGAGGAGGACUUGACGGAGUUUUUGGAGGAGGCUAUGGAUAAGUACCCGGAUACGUAUGCGGUGUUGGUGAGGAGGCAUGGUGUCUAUGUGUGGGGGGAGAAUGUGCACAAGGCCAAGACCAUGUGCGAGAGCUUGGACUACCUCUUCCAACUGGCCGUCGAGAUGAAGAAGCUCGGUCUUCCUUGGGUAACCGAUAUCGAGCCUACCGUUCCUACGAGGAAGUAAACAACAACCUAGUGAUACCAAAAAACCAAAGAAGCAAAAAACACUCGAUCAAACCCAUACACAAGUUCAGCUCAGAUGUGUAUCCACAAAGUAAUUCAAACCGCUGUGCUUUAUAUACUACAAUACCGCUCGUCACCACUUCCUUUCAACUUUUAUCCCAAGUUUCCAAGGAAGGUGAUAUCAAACACAGACAGACCCAAACCGCCGCAGAUGCAGCAAGAAACCCCAUUAAAUCCAUCAGUCAUCCAUCCCGAGCCAUCAUCAUCAUGCAUCCAAACCAUAUAUAACCAUCAAUCCAUAGCCAUAACAAUCCCAUCCGCUCAUUCCAUCGUGUCAGCCCAUAGCCAUA
This is a messenger RNA of Neurospora hispaniola, 1317 nucleotides long. RefSeq names its product Methylthioribulose-1-phosphate dehydratase. The transcript has 2 exons. Gene Ontology annotation, cellular component: cytoplasm. Bases 195 to 968 code for a protein of 257 amino acids. Gene Ontology annotation, molecular function: methylthioribulose 1-phosphate dehydratase activity; metal ion binding. The record is from RefSeq and is a predicted model, not a curated record. NCBI's taxonomy places the organism in Eukaryota, Fungi, Ascomycota, Sordariomycetes, Sordariales, Sordariaceae.